Molecule: messenger RNA, 646 nt
Organism: Hevea brasiliensis (rubber tree)
Lineage: Eukaryota; Viridiplantae; Streptophyta; Magnoliopsida; Malpighiales; Euphorbiaceae
Product: flowering-promoting factor 1-like protein 3
Exons: 1
Coding region: 64-411 (115 amino acids)
Biological process (GO): regulation of flower development
Source: RefSeq, a predicted model, not a curated record
GCUUAUAAGCUUAAUUCAGAUAUACGUAUAUCUUCUACCUUUAACCUUAAGCUUUGGGUGAAAAUGUCUGGCGUUUGGGUUUUCAAGAACGGUGUGGUCCGGCUCGUCGAUAAUCAAGCUGGACCUGAGUCUGUAAAUGGAAGCGGUCAAGGGUCAAGUGGUGUUCGCCGGAAAGUGCUGGUUCACGUUCCUACUAAUGAAGUUAUCACUUCUUAUGCUGUUCUUGAAAACAAGCUUUCUUCUCUUGGGUGGGAGAGGUACUACGAUGACCCUGACCUCCUCCAAUUCCACAAAAGAUCCACAGUUCAUCUCAUCUCCCUCCCUAAGGAUUUCAGCAAUUUCAAGUCCUUGCACAUGUACGAUAUCGUCGUCAAAAACCGUAACAUGUUUGAAGUCAGGGAUAUGGAGUAGUGUUGCUUCUCUUGCUACUAUAUAUGUCGCAUAUUAAUCGGUGUGUUUGUAUCUGUGUUAUAAUCCCAAUCGAAUGGUUCUAAUUUAUGUCAAGCAUGCUAUGUGUGCUUAAUAACUAGUUUAUGAAUAGCUGAUAAUGUAGUUAAGGGUUUGCUUUGGCAACUGCGUAGUCGGUGACUGAGAGUCACAGUUUCUCGUGGGAAUGAAAAUAAGACUUCUAUUGUGUGCCUUAUUA